Messenger RNA from Penaeus monodon (black tiger shrimp), 4352 nucleotides. RefSeq names its product zinc finger protein 423-like. Gene Ontology annotation, biological process: regulation of transcription by RNA polymerase II. The coding region runs from base 129 to 4004 and encodes 1291 amino acids. The record is from RefSeq and is a predicted model, not a curated record. The transcript is spliced from 8 exons. Gene Ontology annotation, molecular function: DNA-binding transcription factor activity, RNA polymerase II-specific; zinc ion binding; RNA polymerase II transcription regulatory region sequence-specific DNA binding. NCBI's taxonomy places the organism in Eukaryota, Metazoa, Arthropoda, Malacostraca, Decapoda, Penaeidae. Gene Ontology annotation, cellular component: nucleus.
CCCGCCUCCACCCAGUGCUACGGUACAACGAGUAACUAUUGGAUUUGUGUUACUUUUAAGGCUCUUUCAGCAAUAUUUAUAAAGAUCUCCUGUAAUGCUCGGCCUCCGACUUCGAAGCUCCGGCGAGCAUGGAUGACGAGGAGGACAUCCACGUGUGCCUCCGGUGCCGCGACACCAUCAUCGGCCUCGCCAGCUACGUGGCUCACCGGCGGGCGGGAUGCAGCGCCGCCAGAGAGGGGCAGAAGGAGGAGCGGCUGGCGGAGGGCUCGGAAACGAAGUCGAGGGCCGAGAUACAGGCAAAUGAAGCUGAAAGAGAAGUUAGCGCUUCUGAAGCCUCAGGAGAGUUCACUGUCCAACCUCGGCCGGGAGAGGGACCCCCAAACAUGACACAAGAGACGUUCUCUGACAAUGUACGAAGUCACAGCAGUGGCCCUCGAGAUGAGACAGCCUCAGCAACUGUCGACCUGAACUACGUCUCCGGAACCCCACAGUCAGUUCAUGGGCCGCAGAGAGACAGACAAGAGGUUAGUCAUAUUCAGGAUUCGUAUGCGGUGAUGGAGGAUUACGCCAACGCCUUGCCGCGGUCACACUCAGAGCCGGAGAUCCGCAGCGACCACGCCCAUCUCAAAACCAAGCCGCACGAUUCCAUGUCCCUGAGUCGAAGGCAGACUCCGUCUCAGGCUCCGUUCACGGGCUACAGUGAUCCCCUCCUGCCUCAUGGACAAGAGUCAUCCAACAUGACGCUUUUCAGGCAUUUUGACAGUUUCAGCGAUCAUGCCAAGAUCCAGCACGAGGGGGAGCCUGAGUCGCAUAGUGUACCCAUGUCGUUAUUCAAGGUGCCCUCCUCAUCGUACGAUUUAGAGAGUCAGAAUUUCGAAUCUCGCUACUCCGAUUUCUACGGGCUUCAGCCCAAUCCCCAGGAGCCUCUGCUUAGCACUGUGUCGGCAAUGGAGCCCUGCAAAGGGAAACGGGAAGAAGCAGCAGAGGUGACUGGAGCUGCGAAUGACCACGUGACCCAGAACUUAAAAGAGCAGACAACACACGCAGACGAAAACACAAACGUGGAGACUCGAGAAAGUACUGCUGAGUUUAGAGAAGCAAAUCUAAAGUUUACCGCAGCCAACCUCUCACCAGAAUAUAAGGACGUUUCUGGUGAAAAAUCAGAGCUGCGACAGGAUGACUUCUUGUCAUCUCUUGACCUCAGGAGCAGCGUCAGAGUCCCAGUCAAGCGUCGACAUGACGAAGACGAGGAAGAAUAUGACGAUGACGACGACGACGACGCACGGCCUCCGCAUCACCACACAGGAGGCAAAUGGAGACCAGGGAGCCGACCGCCGCCGUCGGUCGGAGGCAAGUGGAGGCCAGCCACGCCGAGGAGCGAGCUGGAGGAGGACGAGUUGGAGGCGGACGACGCAGAGGAUGACGACUUUUCCCAAAUGCCUCCGCCUCCUACCUACACCAAGGGGAAGUGGUUACCUGGGAAGAAAUUGACGAACAUUAUCAAGGUCGGCAGCAGCAUCGAGUACCACUGCCAUGCUUGCAACAGGACUCUUAAAGGCAAGGAGACCUAUGAGCGCCACCUCAAUUCAGAGCUACACUUCGUCAAUGAGAACAAAGCUUCGGCGUUGAAAGACUCAAAAGUACAUGCAGAUGUCACUCCCAGUAGUGUACCAAGCAGACCAGUGAGAUCGAAGAAACUGGAGGCCCAGAGUUUUCUAAAGUCUACAAUUGCAAGGCUGAAGAGUAGGAAGAUAGUGUCUCCUCACAGCCGCAGCUCCCCGGCAUCCCAUAAGGCAAGCCGUGCAGAGGCCCAGACUUUAUCGGACAACAAGGUAGUGCAUGUUAAGCAAGAGAUUAAGGUGGAGCCCCAAGUCGACGAGGACGAGGAAGAAAUAAAAACGACAGCUUGCAUCAAACCAAAGUUGCUUUGUCCAAUAUGUAAACUGUCUUUUGGUGAACCAUAUGCAGCUCUGCAUUUUGCUUCAUUGGCACAUAUUCACAAUGAGCUGGAGUAUAAACAAAACCCUUCCGAUGAAGUUAAUGAUAGCUAUAGAAAAAUAAUACUUAAUAAUUUUAGUGCAAUAGUAAAAACAUCACCAUUCCAUUGCAUUCCAUGUAGUUUUUAUUGCAAUUUACACGAGGACUUCGUCACUCACAUGAAGACCCAUAAAAAUGAUCCAGAGGAUGAUGAAGUCAAGACUCUGUAUACGUGUUCAGUCUGUAAUGACGAGGAUGGCCUGCUCUUACCAAAUGCCAUUCGACAUCUCCAGACGCCUCACCAUCUAAGCAAUGCUCGCGACGUGGUGCUUCAAGCACACCAGGUGAUCAUGUCCUGUAGGUCAGCGGUGGUGUGCCCUCUGGGGGACGGCACAUUCCGCUAUUUCCGCGAAUACCGAAGACACCGAAGGCUGCAGCACCAGGACCCAGGCUUCCAGCUGAGCGACCAGCGGCUCCUCCGUUGUCCCCAGUGCAAUUUCCGGGCACUGCGAGAGCGACAGAUUCGCGCCCACAUCAAAGAGGCUCAUGAGCUCACGAGGAAGAGCGAUGCUUACCACUGCUUCGUCUGUGGGUUGGCCUUCGUCACUCACAGGCAAGCCGAGCUGCAUCGGCGUUCUGCGGAACAUCGCGCCACAUUGGGCAGGCAGCGUGGCCUCUCGGUGCUGAGGACAUGCACGCUUUGUUAUGUGGAAGUGGAGGAUCUUCCAGCACUUCGACGGCAUAUGUGCCAGGAGCACCGGAAGGACUGCACGCCUUGUCAUCUGUGUGGUCUGGUGCCGCCGCUGCGUUCCGACCUGGCGCAGCAUCAGCGCAAUUGUGGUGGUACCCCCGGAGACUGGGCUGGAAUGCACAAGUGCGAACUCUGCUCCUUCAAGAAUGAUCUUUUGGCUCACGUCCUAACCCACACAACACUUGCUCAUGGACAACGGGGUGCUGACAACCGCUACAGUUGUCACAUCUGCAAGACAAAGCUGAGGUUCUCGUCCGUCAAGGGCCACAUGCUGAGCCACAGCAACGAGUGGCCUCACGCCUGCCACUUGUGCUCCCGGAAGUUCCCUCGCCAGAAGUGGCUGGACCGUCACCUGAGCGCCGUCCACACGAGAGGCGAGGCCCAGCUCUCCGACGGCCCUGCUCUCUGCGACACCUGCGGCAAAACAUUCUCAAACAGAUGGCACCUUCAGCGACAUCAGCAGGAGGCGCAUAGUCACGCUGCCCUCACGCCGCCCUCGCAGAGCGAAAAGGUUCCUACCGAUGCUGCCGGCGAGGGUGCCGUCGCGCCUCGAGCCUCCCGGGCCAAGCGGGCGGCGCCACCCGUGCCCACGCCCACGCUGUGCGACGUGUGUGGAGUGCAGUGUGACAGCGCUAGCAUGCUGAAGGCGCAUCGCCAGGGGCACAAGCGGCGCGAGGGCGACGUGUACCAAUGCCCUCACUGCAAUUAUUCCACGGGGCACCUGCCGCACCUGCGCCGGCACCUGCGGCUCCACACAGGAUCUACGCCCUUUUCGUGCCCGUAUUGCGCUUACUCUUGCAACAACCAGGAAAAUCUGAGGAAGCACAUGUUGAAGACGAAGCGCCAUCCCGGGCGGUUCAUGUACGAGUGCCGCCUGUGCGCGUCCCUCUUCGGCGCUGACGCGGCCGCCCUCCGCCGAUGGGUCACGGCGCCCACGAUGCCGGGAAGGCCGAGGGGCACGCCCUGGGGCCCCUGGAGGACUCGCGGGCCUUCGCUUCGCCCGGUCCCCUGCCGCCCCUGGAGGGCAAGCUCUUCAAGACCAACUACGCCACGGAGUUCCACGCGCACCUCCUCGAGAAGCACCGCAGCCACUUCGACACCAAGGAAGAGAUCCAGCAGCUGUCGGAGGGCGCGCCCGGCGAGGCGGAGGACGACGGCGCCCGCCAGGUCAUCCUCAUCCUGCCGGACAAGUUCAGCGAGCAGACCGGGGACGUGGCGGCACUGCUGCCGUCCCUCGGCCUGGCGUCCUCGCCGUCCGACUGCGUCUCCAUCGUGACGGUGCAGCCCAAGGACGCCGCGGAGGAGGGCCACGCGCCGCCCGGCCAGCUUGGAGUGCUGUCCUCCGACCACUCGCUUUCUGGGCCCUCGCACGUCAAGGGCGGCCCCGAGGGCUGCCCCAACGGCCCCGUCCUCAUGCCCGCCGACCAGGUGGUAACGCUUGAAACUCAGAUGGUGCCAGACGCAACCAUCAUCGCGGGCGAGGGCGGCGUGGCCCCCGAGGACGCCGGGCAGGUGGUAUUGUGCCCUCCUGCCGCGGACCCCGAGCAGGUGCUCAACCCGCUGCACAUGGUGGCCGAGGCCGCGGAGGCGCUGACGCAGAGCGACAUGCUCGCUGCGCAGGUGA